Molecule: messenger RNA, 1805 nt
Organism: Tripterygium wilfordii
Lineage: Eukaryota; Viridiplantae; Streptophyta; Magnoliopsida; Celastrales; Celastraceae
Product: small glutamine-rich tetratricopeptide repeat-containing protein
Exons: 10
Coding region: 215-1531 (438 amino acids)
Biological process (GO): post-translational protein targeting to endoplasmic reticulum membrane
Cellular component (GO): TRC complex; membrane
Molecular function (GO): molecular adaptor activity; protein binding
Source: RefSeq, a predicted model, not a curated record
AGAACUCGGAGACAAACCGUAGAGGGCGCAGGGUCAAUCCUGUAUCCAAACACCUCUUCUUCUAGACCACUUUGGACUUCGGAGGCUCGAUUGAUCUCUGCUGAUGUUGAGAGUCGACUUGAGUGACCCACGAAGGGAAGGAUAACUCGUUGGAGACGCAAAGCGUUUAAGUAGGGACCUCUGUAAUCAAUGCUCGCUUACUUUCUCUUUCAAGAUGACAAACCUGAAAACCGAUUCUCCGCUCUCUCGUCGCAUAGUCCGUGCCUUCUUGGAUUUUCUCGACUCUGUUGAACCUGCUUCGGGGGUUGAUCUUGAAGGUCUUGAGGUUGCAAGAGAAUGUUUGACUGAGGUGUUCAAACUAGAUUCAUUGCCUGGUGAUGACCACCGAAAUUCUGAUUCACUGAUUGACAUAUUUAGUUCAUUGGAGGCAAGUGAACAUAGCAAAGAUAAAUCUAAUCUGAGUCAUGUGGCAACCUCAGUGGAUGCUCCUAGUUCAUCCUCUACCCAGAAUGCUGCUGACCAACAUCUUACAGAGACAUCUAAAUAUCUGAAUCAGGGCGAGGAUUGGACUAGAGAAUCUAAUGGAUUUGGGAUGUCAAAAGAUGAACUAUUUGGGCAAUUCGUUGCAGCAUUGGAGAAAAUUCACUUUUUCGAGACAACACCGGAUGGGAAUGAUGAUGCGCUCCAACUGGAUAAAGCCACACGCUUGUUUCAUGAUACUCUACGUGAUAUGGAAAAAUCUGGAUGUCAGAUAUACAGCACAACCAGCCUGGCUGAGAGCUUAAAAUCUCUAGGUAAUCGGGCCUUGCAGUCAAGUCAGUUCACUGAUGCAAUAGAGUUGUACUCUUGCGCUAUUUCACUUUAUGGAAACAAUGCAGUAUUCUACUGUAACAGGGCAGCAGCCUACACUCAGAUUGGCAAAUAUGCCGAGGCUGUCAGAGACUGUCUCAAGUCCAUUGAACUUGAUCCAAACUACAGUAAGGCAUACAGUCGUCUCGGAUUAGCGUAUUAUGCACAAGGGAAGUUUAGUGAUGCCAUUGAAAAAGGAUUUAAAAAAGUUCUACAGUUGGAUCCAAAUAAUGAAUCCGUGAAGCAAAAUAUCCAGGCUGCUGAGAAGAAAUUGAACGAACACCAGCAGCGGACAGAACGUAAUCAGGACUCGAGUUCAAGUAGCCACAGUAAUCUAGAAUCCGAUAAUCAAACAGGAGGGUCAAGAGGCCAAGGCAUGCCACCUCCAUUUGCAUCAGUAUCGUUCAAUGGUACACCCAUUCCCAUCGACAUUGCUAGUAUGUUUAUGAACAUGGCAGGCAAUGCAAACCAAGGACAACAAACUCAAAAUAGGGCGGGAGAUGAGAAUGUGAAUUCUGGAGAGCCUGGUAUAAGACUAGGUGAAAACAUCAGUUUGAAUUUUGGGGAACAAAUGCCUGCAGAGCUUACAGGGGCUUUGAGAUCAAUGAUGCAAAUGUUCUCAGGGGCAGCACCCCAAGGGAAUUCCCAUGACACCAUGAAUGGAAGACCUGAAGGAAACUGAAUGACUAUUAGCUUCCUAUCGUCAUCCCUUUCUUCAUUUUCUUGUACUAUAAUCUACUCUAAAAAAACUUCAUGUGCAUAAGUCACUCGGAUAAGAUCAAUACUUGACAGAGAGAAUGAUACUGAAUGUAAGCGACACUGAUUUUGUAAUGAUGCCGUAUAAACCAAUCUCAUUUCUGUAGGUUUGUGGUGGAUGGUGGGCAACAGUGUCUGUUUGGGUAUAGAGAAUCACCCCAAUAUAUAUUAUGAGAGCAGGAAUUUCCACCUCUUGAGCA